Molecule: messenger RNA, 1003 nt
Organism: Magallana angulata
Lineage: Eukaryota; Metazoa; Mollusca; Bivalvia; Ostreida; Ostreidae
Product: uridylate-specific endoribonuclease D-like
Exons: 5
Coding region: 31-918 (295 amino acids)
Molecular function (GO): RNA endonuclease activity
Source: RefSeq, a predicted model, not a curated record
UUACAUUUGUUAUCAAUACAAUAUAUAGAUAUGACAUUCCUUCUUGGGUCGGACAUGGGGCUGCCACAUGCUUAUAUUCUUGUCGUAACAGGUUUAGCGACCGCGACAGCCUAUGUAUCGGAGAGUGAGCUUUCUCAGUUCAUGACCAACCUCUGGAACCAAGAUGACAACCGAGCGAGUUCUCAUUACGUCAGAUACGACCUCCAAGGUCAUUCUCAUACAGGGCAUUCGGGGGUCGAUAACGCCCCAAAUAAGUUUUUUGAUUACGUAAACGAGGCUCACUUGUUCCAUAAACCGACCUAUUCUACGUUCAUAUCCCUGCUGAAUAACUACCAUUACAUGACUGGGACCAGCGAAUACCAGACGUCAUCAGAGGAUACUGAAGUCACGAGUUUUCUCUCUCAAAUCUCGCAGACGAAUGUCAUCAAGCUAACACAACAGUUCUUGCAUUCUAAAGGGUAUAUCACAGGAUCUAUGUCGGAUUUCUUGACCACUCUAAGAAAAAUCUGGUUUGAUUUUUACCCACGUUCCUCUCAUACUACUCACUUGGACACAAGUGGGUUCGAACACGUAUUUGUUGGUGAAACCACUAGUACAAAAGUAGACGGUUUCCACAACUGGAUUCAAUAUUAUCUGGAAGAAAAACGAGGAAAUCUCAACUAUCUCGGUUUUGUGUAUACGAAACAGCCCAGUAUUGUGGGGACCCACUUCCUAUGGCACAACAAAAUUAAGAGCCUGAGUUCAUUCAUCGUUGGCUCUAGCCCAGAGUUUGACCUCGCUAUGUACACCGCCUGCUUUUUCGCGCGCCGAGACGUUGAUUGCAGAUUUUCAAUGGCAGGACACAACAUGGACAUCAAAAGCUACACUGUCCCGUUUGGUACCUACCAUGAUCUUGUAGCCACGGCGUAUAUUAAUUAAUUUAUUCACUAUCUUUUUAAAAAAUGUUUUAUUAACCCUGUGUUGCAUCUUUACUUUGGUUAAAAUAAAAAUUGGUGUAUGUGUA